GCGAGCAGAGGAUGGCAGCCUCAGUAAUAUACAGAGAUUUAAUCAGCAGUUGCGCAUAAUGAGGACUACUACUAUGAUCAAGCGGAAGCUAAAACAUUACAUAGAAUUAAAAAUAGUAUAGAGCGCUUUGGCAGUGUGGGUCUUAACGCAGCAUGUCCGGAGAUAUUGUGGGAGCGUGGGACGUGUCGCUAAGUGAUGGGGUUUACCGAAUUGAGUUUGAACAUGGAACAACAACAGGGAAACGAGUCAUUUACAUUAAUGGAAAGGAGAUGUUGAGGAGGGAUUGGAUGUUCAAACUGGUGGGCAAAGAAACAUUCCCUGUUGGGAGCACAGAUACAAAGGCAACCAUAUCUAUUGAGGCGAUAACUGGGUUUUCCUAUGAGUACACACUGGAAAUCAAUGGGAAAAGUCUCCAAACUUUUUUGGACAACCGAUCAAAAAUGUCCAAAACAUGGGUGCUGAAACUGGAUGGUGCUGAUUACAGGAUAGUUCUAGAGAAAGACAGUAUGGAUGUAUGGUGCAAUGGACAGAAAAUGGAGACUAUGGGCGAGUUUACAGAAAAUGGAAGCGAGACACACUUUGCAGUGGAGAACCAUGAAUGCUGUAUCAAAGCAACAAGUAGUGGAAGGAAGCGAAAUGGAAUAGUUCAUUCCCUGCUGGUGGAUGGAAUCAGGAUAGAAGAGGCCAUUGAGUAAAAUGGAGGCUAAUGAAAUUCAGCUGUGUGAAACAUUUAGCAACAGUGUACUUUAUCAGAAUUAGAUACAGAUGGCAUCGGACAAGUUUUUUUCUUCAGUGGAUCCAGUAUGAUGGUAUUUGUUCAUUUAUUUGUUACAAAGAUUUUAAAGUAAAGUACCCCGAUAACUAAUUUAAUGAACGGCUUGGCUAUCAAAGGUUUUAUCAAAAGUUUUUUUUUUGUGUCUAUUUUUAAUAAGAGAUUCGUGGACACUUAAAUGUUUUACAUGUGUGACUUAAAAAAUAUUGUUUUUAUUCUGAAAGGGUAAAAUCAGAGCCUUGUGGUUAAAUGCCUGGAAAAGAGGUGCUUAGUGGCAUGUUAUUACUUACUGUUAUUAUUUUUUAUUUAAUUAUUGCUAUUAUUAAUGGGGUUAAAACAUGAGUUAUAUGUACACUUUAGACAUAUUCACUAAUCAUUCAAAUACUAGUAAUUGAGUGAAAUAAUUUUAGUUAGAAUUCAUAGUGUAUAGUGCUAUUAUAUUAAAUCUUAAAAUAUGGCCAAUUAAACAUGUAUUUCUUCAUAUGCCUAUAAUUAAUAGAUUAAUUUUACCUUUAUAUGAAUAUACAUUUUAAUUGGACUCUGCUAUGUCUGUCAUUGGUUAUUAAAUUAUUAAACUUAAUUUUCAAAACACAAUUUUAAAUAGAAUAGUUGAUUUAGAACACAUAUGUGACCCUGACAAAACCAGGGAAAAGUAGAACUGGUAUAUUUGUAGCAAUAACCAACAAUGCAUUGUAUGAGUUUUCUUUUAUGCCAAAAAUCAUUAGGAUAUUAAAGUGCAUAUUACGUUCCUUGAAGAUAUUUUGUAAAUUCCCUACCGUAAAUAUAUAAAAACUUAAAAUUUGAUUAGUAAUAUGCAUAUGCUAUUGCUAAACAUUACUUCAUUUAGAUAACUUUAAAGGUGUUUUUUGCAGUAUUUAGAUU
Molecule: messenger RNA, 1654 nt
Organism: Carassius auratus (goldfish)
Lineage: Eukaryota; Metazoa; Chordata; Actinopteri; Cypriniformes; Cyprinidae
Gene: faimb
Product: Fas apoptotic inhibitory molecule b
Exons: 4
Coding region: 153-695 (180 amino acids)
Biological process (GO): negative regulation of extrinsic apoptotic signaling pathway via death domain receptors
Source: RefSeq, a predicted model, not a curated record